AUGGAAAGGCUAUGGGCUAUUUUGGUUAUACGUGUUCGUCAGGGUGACCCUCUUUCUCCCAUUCUGUUUUGCUUGGCUGAAGAUGUUCUUAGUAACGCAAUCUCAAACGCUUUUAAGCAGGGGAUGGUGCAUCACAUCUCUUCUCCGAGAGGUACAAUUUCUCCUUCCCAUGUGCUGUAUGCAGAUGACAUCAUGGUCUUCUAUAGAGGAACUAAGCGUGAUGUUCAGGCUCUUAUGCGUAUUUUUGAGAAGUAUGGUCAGAAUUCAUGCCAAUUUAUUAGUGCAGCCAAGUGUACAAUCUAUGCAAGCAAACCAAGAGCCUCUCACUUUAACGAGAUUAUGGAUAAAAUCAAAAUUAAAUUUGCGGCUUGUAAAGGUAAAUCCUUAUCUAUGAUGGGAAGAGUGGAGCUUGUCAAAACCGUGAUAGCCAGUUCUGCUUUGUAUAGCUUUCAUAUCUACAAAUGGCCUUCGUCUUGCAUUCAAACUCUUGAGAAAUGGAUUAGAAACUUUGUGUGGUCUGGUGAUAUUAAUACCACACAUCAUAAUUCUGUGGCCUGGGACAAGGUGUGUCUCCCUGUGAAUGAAGGUGGUCUUGGUAUUAAGUCUAUGAGGAGUUUAAAUGAUGCUUCCCUAAUGAAAACGACUUGGAAGAUUAUGACCGUUAACUCUGUCUUUGGUAACUUUAUUAAAGUUCGUUUUAUAGGAGCUGCUUAUAAGAAGUCUUCUAUAUGGCAUGGUUUCAAAGAAUAG
This is a messenger RNA of Papaver somniferum (opium poppy), 750 nucleotides long. RefSeq lists its product as uncharacterized. NCBI's taxonomy places the organism in Eukaryota, Viridiplantae, Streptophyta, Magnoliopsida, Ranunculales, Papaveraceae. Bases 1 to 750 code for a protein of 249 amino acids. The record is from RefSeq and is a predicted model, not a curated record. The transcript has 2 exons.